CAACUCCAUCAAAAAUCAUUUAAAUGAUGAGUCAACAGACACUCAACGACCGAACACACAUAACCAGCUACUUGAACGACUUGAACGUAUCGAGCGGCAUAUAUUCACAAUUUGUUUGCAAACAAAGCAAUGCUACUCCGUUGCCAUACACGAUUCGUUCGAAUGUAAACAAUCUCCAACUGUGUUAUUGCCGGCGCAAACGAUUCUGUGUUAUCGGGUGACAAGUUGUCGCUGCUACUUACUUCAUGGUUUCGUGUGUCAGUGUAUUGAUAUCGCAACUCGCACACAUGUAUGCGUAUUCAGCUCAAAGCAGAGACGUCAGUUGGUUUCCAGUGGAAGUGGUUUGCUGUGUACUUCCUCAUUGAAACCGCGAAGAAAAAUAGUUGAGUGUCAAACUUUUCAAAGCGUCAAAAUGUAUCAGCUGACUAUUGUUAUUUAGACGAACGUGGCUGAGCAUUGAACAAUAAAAUGUUUUUCAAAUCCAAUAAUAAAUUCAUUGGAUCAUCAAGUGUGGGAACACGCAAUUGGAAACUGGAACUAUGGACCAGCUGUCAAAAGACACUGUCAAAUCGACGUUGACACUUGUAAUUCCCACACAAUCAAUAGAGAUUGUGUUUUGAUGGACAAAUAGAAGUAUUUUCGCAUUUUUCUGCAUUCCAAAAGCACUAAAUCUACUGCCUCGUUUCCUGUUCAAAAAGAAGAACCAAGCAAUAAAAAAUGCCACGAUCGACGGGUAGACAAUUUGAAGAGCUGUAUUUAAAUUCGGAUUUAGCGGAUGUAUGGUUUUUGAUCGAUGGCGUGCGUAUUCCGUGUCACAAAUUGGUAUUAUCAGCCGGCAGUCCAUGGUUUAAGACGAUGUUCCAUGGAUCGUUACCCGAACAAGGUGACAUCGACUUGAGUGCUUCAGCUACACCGACUGAAUUCAAGGAAUUUCUACAAUUUUUCUAUUUGAGCGACGUAAAACUCACCGUAGCGAACAUCGGUGGCGUCUUUGAUCUGGUCAAAUGUUCAAUGGUCGAUGGCUUUUUCGUCGAGUGUGAAAAGUUUCUAAUCAAAAAUAUGACAAUCGAAAAUAUGUGUUGGGGUUAUCAACUGGCUGUACUAUACGAAGCAAAUGAAUUGCAUCGAUUUUGUGAGCGAGCAAUUUGUAUGAAUCCCAAAGCGAUCUUCGGAAGUGAAAGUUUUUUAAACGCACCGUACGAGUUGAUCCAUCAGAUUAUGUCAUUGAAUGAGUUACUUUGUGAUGAAAACGAUGCGAUCGAUGGUUGUAUAGCUUGGGCACAAGCAGCGUGUCGACGAAACCAGCUCAAUCCAAACCAUGCUGAAAACUUACGAAAUCAGCUCAAAGAAAUAGUCUAUCAAAUUCGAUUUGUGUCCAUAAAUAUCAAGGAUUUUGGGUCAUUGCUGCACAAAUAUCCGGAUUUAUUCACCAAAGAAGAGUCACAAGAGAUCAUUUUUGUGAUGAGCCAUAUAAAAGAACGAACCAAAUUCAAUCGCAAACCACGAAUAUUUCAAGUGCCUCCGGACGAUCAACGUUUGCUGUGCUGCAAUCGAUUUGUCAAACUUGAAUUGAAUGUAACCGAGGAAAGAUACUGGACUAAACGGUUGGAAUCGACGAUCUUCUCAUCAAAUCGACCGGUUUUGCUCAAAGGAUUCACAUAUGCCACGAGAUUCGGUCGUGUUCGAAUUACAAUCAGAGAAAAACAGGAAGAACGACACUUUUUACCACUUUUUGACAGCACACAAACAAUUCAACAUGAUGUGGAGCCGAUGCCACACGACAACACAUUGGUCAAAGCUAAAUUUCACACACCCAUCGUUAUCGAACCGGAUGUAAAGUACGAAAUUCAAUUAGAACUGGAACAAGCUACGGGAUACAAUCGAACUCUCUUGCUUGACAAAGUUUUACUCAAUCGCAACGGCAUUGUCAUUAAAUUCCAUCCGACAGAAGGUGAAGCCAGUGCAACACAUGGAGUUAUUCAUCGCAUGUAUUUUAGCAUUUUUGAUAAAUGGUCGUCUCAUACAGCAACAAUUUUCUUUAGGUCGAGUCGAAUCGGAAGCAAAAGACGAAUGUUUUUCAAAACUAUUCUGAUGGGUACAUUGACGUUUUUGGAUUGGUUGAACUUUUUCACCUCGUUGAUUUUGUAAUUUAUUGUUCGGUCGAUUUAACAAAUAUGAGGCAUUUCAGCUUGAAAAGCAUUAUUAAAAUUUGUCUAAAAAAUCAGGCGUUUUGAACGCAAUAUUGGAUUCACACACCAAUAACGGAUUUGUUAGGAGUUUCACAUUUUCAUAAGAGUUUUAAAGCAUUAUUUUCAUUUUAUCCAUCCAACUGUGAAUGAAUCUUCAUAAUAAUUACAGUCUGUCUAGUUAUAGACGAUAAGGGAUAUCUAAGUGAAAACACAAGAAUUUUCCAAAUUUCUCUUUCGAGAUAUUUUGAUUGAGCCUUCAG
This is a messenger RNA of Sitodiplosis mosellana (orange wheat blossom midge), 2449 nucleotides long. RefSeq names its product BTB/POZ domain-containing protein 6-A-like. Gene Ontology annotation, biological process: neurogenesis. The transcript is spliced from 4 exons. The record is from RefSeq and is a predicted model, not a curated record. Lineage: Eukaryota; Metazoa; Arthropoda; Insecta; Diptera; Cecidomyiidae. Gene Ontology annotation, cellular component: cytosol. Bases 718 to 2148 code for a protein of 476 amino acids. Gene Ontology annotation, molecular function: protein binding.